Tigriopus californicus is the source of this 2857-nucleotide messenger RNA. RefSeq names its product sprouty-related, EVH1 domain-containing protein 2-like (gene Spred). Gene Ontology annotation, cellular component: membrane. Gene Ontology annotation, biological process: multicellular organism development; negative regulation of MAPK cascade. The record is from RefSeq and is a predicted model, not a curated record. Gene Ontology annotation, molecular function: protein kinase binding. The transcript is spliced from 6 exons. Bases 620 to 2464 code for a protein of 614 amino acids. Lineage: Eukaryota; Metazoa; Arthropoda; Copepoda; Harpacticoida; Harpacticidae.
UUAGUGAAAUAGUCUUUGAGACCCGUGGAGGACGUAGAUGGGCUGCCGAUGGAUUGGAAGGACGGUGUGUAGGUGAUAUGGCAGGUGGUGUGGUGCCCAUGGCAAGUUGGGUUACUCGCUUCAUUCAAAGCCAGCUGCUGCUUAAGCCCUCCUAGGUCUGCUUCGAUAGCUCCAGAAUGAAUCUGGGAAAACACGCCAGCUUGUUUUAUCUUACUGCAAUUGGGAGACGCCGCUCUAGCUUCAGCUGUUUACACUAGUGUGAAGAUGUAAACUCUGUCUAGUGGCUUCAUGAUGUGUGUCUUUACCUCCUCUGAUUGUCCAGAAUUUGGACUUAUGGCUCCUAAAGAGUAGUAGAGUGAUUGUGCUUUUAAUUUUAUGAUGUGGGACAUUCCCCGAAAUUUUAUGCUGGGAGUUGAGGAAGUGACUGGCCUCACAAGUGGUGUCGGUGAUGAUCUGGACAUUGGCUUAUUUAUCCAACCUGCGCUCCUAAGCCAUUUUGAUUUUUCCUUGUUAUUGAAUGAAAGAGACGAGCUAAACGGACGCAACGACGACGACGACGGCGACAACAACAACGACAAGAACGUGAACGAGAACGAGGACCAGCAGGAGGUAGAGGAGGAUGUCCUCCGCCAAUUCUGCCAAGUUGCCUGUUUUCUCCCAGCCUAUGCCGACGUCUGGCCCUCCCCCUCGUGUGAAGCCUCCCUCAAAUUCAUUGAGGCCUCUCCAUGAGGAUGAGGAUGUCGUUGUUGUUAUCCCUAAUGACACUGGAGAGGAACUUGUCGGGGUGACCAAGGGCAAAAGUGCAAUCGUACUGACCACCAACACCAACACCAACGCCACCACGUCACUCAAUUCCAUUUAUCCCGAUGGAAACUCUGUUGUGCGAGUUCGAGCCCAGGUGAUGAUGAGAGACGAUUCAACCGGUGGCUGGGUACCAAUGGGGGGCGGAGGCUUAUCAAAUGUUUCCGUGCGAAAGCGGAAAAUUCAUCACGAAGAUGACCAACCUUGCAAGCAUGAAUACCUUAUCCACGGGAAGCGCAUAUCAGAUCAAACGAUCGUUCUUAGUUGCACAAUCAAGAAAGAUUUUGAAUACAACAAAGUAAUGCCAACUUUUCAUCAUUGGAAGACUGGAAACAAAAAGUUUGGCUUGACCUUCCAAACUGCAGCCGACGCUAGAGCGUUUGACAAGGGGGUCAAAAUGGCUAUCGAAGACCUAUUAGAUGCAAAAUCCUUAGCCUGCCCUCAUAAGCAUUACCGAGAAGGCACUAAAAAAGGUUUAACCGAAACGUCACCUCUUCACCAAUACAACAAAGAUGUCGGCGACGAAGAUGUUUUUAUGCAACUUGACCUCCCUAUCAUCAAAUCAAGUGGUGUGUCAGCAAAACGGACUUCGACCUUUUUAAGUGAAACAAGUUCAUAUCAUAAUCAGCAUCAGCAUCUUCCGCUUCAUGCGCUCUCAGCAUCAAGCCCCGCCCCUCCAUCGGAAGGGUGUGUAGGGCUUCGAAUCAAGAACGAUGCAUCAUUUAUUUCCUCAAAUCAAGGGUUGUCGCCUCCUGAUUGUUGGUCUUCCGCUGCAGAGCAGCAACAACUUCAUCAUGAACGGAAGCAUCUUCUUUCUUCCCAUGAUGAGGAAACAAGACGGGAUAAGGAUUAUUCAUAUGUAAAAUUUCCUCCUCAGCAUUUCCAAGCUUCGACUUUGGCUGCAGCCACCCAUGAGUACUCCUAUCCCAAGCUAGUCGAUGCUUUCCCACCCAACAAGCACAUUGGCAGUACUACCGGGGAGUAUUGCCAAAAGAACUGUGAUACGAAUUUCCCUCAGGAGCCCAUGCGUUGUGAUGAUUCGGUCUCUCAUACGAAGAAAGGUUUACAUUAUCCCUCUAGCAUACCUACUCAAUUGCUUCAGCACGAUGACAAGGAUGGUCUUGGGGAAUCAAUUUCCUUUCUCAAAGCUAACCAGAGUGGUGGUAGUUCCAGUGGCUUUCGGGGUUCUCCGAUGGGCUUCCGAUCGACAGAUCCAGCAUGCCUGGACCGGAUCAAGAAAGGGUCUGCCGGAUCCUCAUCUCGUCAAGAAAUGCCAUCUGCCCUUUUACAACGGCACAAGCUUACCUGUGCUCAUUGUCGCGAGUCUUUCAGCUCAGAGGAAAACCCUCCCGGCUCUUGUCAUUACGCUCCAAAUUGUCUGCGUCGAGGUAUCGAAACAAUAACUUGCCUUCAGUGUGCCAAGUGCCUGCUUUAUCAUUGCCUGUCAGACAGCGAGGGGGACUUUGUCCAUCCUUGCGAAUGCUCUAAUCGUGAUGGUCAUCGGACCCGUCGCUGGAUAGGGUUGAGCUUACUCUCCAUUAUUGUGCCAUGUCUAUGCUGCUAUUUACCGCUAAUGGCGUGUUAUCAUUGUGGGGCCUUGUGUAAGAUGUGUGGGGGAAGGCAUCAGCCGGUUGCCCUGCAUUCAUCCGUAUCUCCAAGUUAAUCAACACGACCUUUCAACUUGCUGGUCGAUCUAAAUCCGAAGGAAACACUUUGAAUUAUGUUCCACAUUUCAAUGGUUUCAUUUUCCUUACGCAAUAACAAGAUCUAUUUACUCAACCAUAAAAAUAUGCACGUGCAUCACGUGCUUAUAAAGUAAUUUCAAAAUUGUCCAACAGACGAUUUUAGGAACCUUUGUUCAUAUUGGGAGGCAACAUCUGAGUAUUUUUUGGUAUAUAUUUUUGAUUUUGACGGCGGUGAACGAAAGAUCCUUGUGUCAAUUUUACUUGCAUGUUCAUUUGAAAACAAAAAUCAAUCUUACUUAGAUCCAAUAUCUUGAAAUAUCAAUUCAAACACAGCUUAUACGAUGAAGAAAAUAUAUUUAUUAAUGCCCUGA